CACAGAGCCACUCUUCGUUGUGAACAGUCACAAGAAGUUGACUCGCAAAGCUUGAUCUCUCUUGGCGUGCACACAACUCGAAUAAUAAAACCUCGAAAUAAACUCCAUGCUAAUCGCGUGGGCAUUCAGUCGGAAAUUCCUGCUCAUUUUUCUGCUUUGUGGAUAAUUCUUUAGUGUUAUUCCUCUAAUUUCUAUAUUUUUUUCUUCUGUGUUUUUUUUUUUUGGUGUAAUUUUUCGUGGGUGUAUGGGUGAUUUUCCUUCCUUUCUCGGAUACUGAAUUGCGCAUUGAACACUGUAUUCUUGUAGCAUCUCUAUGUAUCGGAAGUGGUGAGAAAAAAAGUGUAAUAUUCAUAGUGCAAGUAUUUGUUUUCCAACUAAGAUAAUCCAUUGGGCUCUUUUAGUCACUCCCAAUCUCAAGUUUUAUUGAGUUUCUGUGAGUGAUAUUUUGGGUGAUUGUUGUGAGUGCAUUUAGUUAAAACAAAAAUAAAAAAAAACAAGUUGCAGAGGAGGAGGAGAAAUCAAGGGAUUUUCUAGGGGACACUCGACGACAAGUCGUCCCAAAUUGACAAACGUCCUCCACAAGGCCCAUGAGUUUGGCCUGAAGACAAUCGCUCUGUGUGUGAUCUACUCAGCCCAGCGGAAUUUCCCGCCAGAUCUGGGGGCUCACAUUGCCCUACGCACCACACGGCGCUUCCUGGAGCAGUACAAGAGUGAAACUGUGGUGCUGUGCCUGGAAUCUCACGAUCGAGGGAUCUAUGAGGUGCUGGCUCCACUCUACUUCCCCCGGAACGACGUAGAGGAGAGCAGUGCCCUGUGGAAACUGCCACGAGACAUUGGGGGCAUCCUGGGUGAACCCCAGUACCCGGACAGACAGAUCCGCAUCAUUCACAAUCCACAGCACGCCGUCAUGAUUGGAGCGGAUGAUGACUCCGACACGAGCCCCCACGAUCUCGAGGGGGGUGAUAUUGAUCUCGAAUAUGGACCUAUGGGAGGAUCAGGCUACAGUCUAGGAUCUCACUUCAAUAUUGGCCAACAUUCCUUCUCCCAAAUGCAGGGUGAUCUCGAUCGACAGCGACUUCUUGGUGAUCGACCACGGGCUGGUGUUUACGAGAGUGUCAUUGACGAUGGUCUAGAGGGCAUAGAACACCAAGAAAGGUACGAAAAACUCCUUCGUCGAGCACGCACGGAGGACCUAUCGGAAGUUUCAGGGAUCGGAUGUCUCUAUCAGAGUGGAGUUGAUCGUCUGGGUCGUCCUGUGGUAGUCUUCUGUGGCAAAUGGUUUCCUGCCCAAAAUGUUGACCUCGAGAAGGCCAUGCUGUACUUGAUUCACCUCCUGGAUCCCAUCGUUAAGGGUGACUACGUGAUCGCAUACUUCCAUACUCUCACCAGCUCCAACAACUACCCCUCCCUCCAUUGGUUGAGAGAUGUCUACAGCAUAUUGCCAUACAAAUAUAAAAAGAACUUGAAGGCUUUCUACAUUGUUCACCCUACAUUCUGGACAAAAAUGAUGACCUGGUGGUUCACAACGUUCAUGGCCCCCGCCAUUAAGGCCAAGGUCCACUCCCUGCCCGGUGUUGAGCACCUGUAUGCUGCCAUCACCAAGGACCAACUCGAGAUUCCUGCUUACAUCACCGAAUACGAUAUGACGGUCAACGGUCUUCAUUACUUCCAACCAGACUCACAGACUUCGCCAGCAUCCUAAUUGUCUGCAGACAUUGCCUACGUCUAAGAAAUCUCUCAAAGUAUUCUUUUUUUCUGGAUGAGAUUGCAGAAUAAUAAACGGUGAAUGUCGCAAAUUACUUGCUCUAAAUUAUAAUUAUAUUAGCCUAAGCCACAUUAUAAAACGAUAAAAGAGUAGAUGAUAUAGAAAUUACUCUGGGUAAUUAAUAAGAUAUAAAGAGAAAAUCUAGAGAUAGAUUGCGCAAAAUCGCGAUGAAAGAAUCAAAUGUAGGUAGUCGGUGAAGAAAUUGCGACAAACUUUGAAAAGAAUGUCGAAAGGAGUGAAAUUUACAAUUAAUAUUCUUAUGAACAAAAAAAAAAUGGAAAAUCAUUAAACAAUUAAUAGCGAUAACAAAAAAAAUAUUGCGUAAUUUUCCUUCUAGAUCAAUUUUCAACAUUUCUCUCGGUAUAUAUUGUUGUCUAAUUUCCUGUAGUUUAAGAGAUGAUUAGAGAACGUAUUAGAUGGAUUCGGAUUUUUCUUAAAUAUUUCUCCAAGAUCAAAUAGGUCAAAAAACAAAAAGAAAACAAGAAUGUUAAAGGGUAUUGAUGCUUAAGUUGUUACGUCCCUAAAGUGCCUAAUAGGAUUAUUUUGCUUGUAAAUUCGAUAUAUUUAGGAUGUUCUGCAAUCAUCAAUGUUGAUUUAUUGAAAAUUGAUUUAGGGAAAAAGAAAAUUAAAAAAAUACCUUUAGGUAAGAUUAACUAAAAAGGAAAUCAGUGAAACAUUUAUUCCCAUAAUGCUUAAUUAGUUAAUAAACUAAAAGAAAAACAGUUGACGUUAACCGUAGAUGUAUAAAGAAUUAUUCUUUUUUCGAAGGAGAAACAUCAUUUAAAAAAAACCGUUGUUGAUUUAAAAAAAGAAUAAGCAGAAGAAUAAACUGUUAUUACUAAAAGACUAUGCUAAAGUGAAGAUCAAUAAAAUUAGCAACUUCACAAAUGAAAAUUAUUAAAAGAUCUUGUUGAAAAAAAUAUUUUCUAUAGUAUCUAGGAAAAGCCCUAUAAGUUUAAGUAAUUUUUGCAUUUCUCGUGCCAAGUUAACCCAUCAUCUUCAUAAAGUUUUUUGCAAAGAUGAUAACUGAGCUUUUUCCCAAAAAAAAAAAACAAAAAUUAACUUUUACUCAUCCCUUUUCUUCUUUUCUAUCCAAAAAAAACUAAACCUUCAACAACCACCGCAAGGUCAAACAGAUUAAUGAACCCCAGAUUAACGAGAAAACCACCUGAAAUCAACGUAUUUUCUAUACAUGUACAUUAAAAAAAAAGAAGCAAAAACCUAUUAAAAAAUCACUUAACAAAUUCACGAUGUACAAAAGAAGAAACAUGGUGAGAAAGUUAUUUUUUAGAGAGUCAUAGAAAAGAAUAUUUAAAAAAAAGAAUUCAAAGUUAUAACAUGUUACUAAAAAUGCUUAAAAAAUAUUUGUAAAUAACAGGGUAUAUAAUUAAAAAAAAAACAUUAUUUUCAGCCGAAUUUUUCUCGAAUUUUUCGCGGCUUGAUCAUAUUUUCCCCUCAGAAAUGAAAGCAAUUCCAUUUGAAUUAGAAUUCGAAUAGCAAAACAAAUAAAUAAUUAUUAAAAAAAAAACCUGCAUGAUUGAUUAAUGGGAAUGAGAUAAUUCAAGAAGAAAAAGACAAGAUACUGAGAUAGAAAAGAAAAUAUUUUAAAUUGUAGCUAUAUACUUUUGAAAAAAAAAAUGAGAAAUAUUUGAAUAAAUAUAUUGAAAAAGAAGAUAAUGAUAUUGGCAAUCGUUUGGCGAGUGUGAUUUAAUAUUAAAGAGGGUAAUAAAGCAUUGUAAUUAACUCUAUCGUUAUCAUGUAUUCUUGUAAAUAGCCUCUCUCUGGUUAAUCCCAUUUGAAAUGUAAAAAAAAUGAAACAGUUAUAAUUGAAAAAAAAGCUGAAAGUUUGUUACGAAAUAUUGUUAGUUGCAGAAUCUCUCAAACAAUUCAAAUUAAAUUCAGAAAUAAAAUCACUUCCAUUAGCACAAAAAA
This is a messenger RNA of Phlebotomus papatasi, 3697 nucleotides long. RefSeq names its product protein GDAP2 homolog (gene Gdap2). NCBI's taxonomy places the organism in Eukaryota, Metazoa, Arthropoda, Insecta, Diptera, Psychodidae. The record is from RefSeq and is a predicted model, not a curated record. The transcript has 7 exons. Bases 908 to 1702 code for a protein of 264 amino acids.